AUGAAGCCACCCCCUGUUCUGACCUGCCUUUGCCUCUUGGUGGCCCUGGCUGGAGGGAACUUGCUGCAGUUUGGGGUGAUGAUUGAGAGGAUGACAGGGAAGCCUGCACUGCACUACAACGACUACGGCUGCUACUGCGGCAUCGGCGGCUCCAACUGGCCUGUGGACCAGACCGACUGGUGCUGCCAUGCCCACGACUGCUGCUAUGGGCGCCUGCAGAAGCUAGGCUGUGAACCCAAACUGGAAAAGUAUUUGUUCUCCACCAGCAGGCAAAGCAUCUUCUGUGCCGGCAGAACCGCCUGCCAGCGGCAGACCUGUGAGUGUGACAAGACGGCUGCACUCUGCUUCCGACACAACCUGGACACCUACAACUACAAAUACGCCCAUUACCCCAACAAACUAUGCACUGGACCCACCCCGCCAUGCUAA
This is a messenger RNA of Orycteropus afer afer, 429 nucleotides long. RefSeq names its product phospholipase A2 group IIE (gene PLA2G2E). Bases 1 to 429 code for a protein of 142 amino acids. Gene Ontology annotation, biological process: arachidonate secretion; lipid catabolic process; phospholipid metabolic process. The record is from RefSeq and is a predicted model, not a curated record. Lineage: Eukaryota; Metazoa; Chordata; Mammalia; Tubulidentata; Orycteropodidae. Gene Ontology annotation, molecular function: calcium ion binding; phospholipid binding. The transcript is spliced from 4 exons.